AUGGGGAACGAGGCGAGCAUGGAGGGCGGUGGGCAGCCUGGCGAUGCCGCGAUGAUGGGCUCCGCGAUGCCCGCUGCUUCUGCUGGAGGAGCUCAGGGCAUGAUGGGACAGCAUGGCAAGCCGCUAAACGGGUCUGCAGCCGGGGGAGGAAUGGCCCAGAUGGGAGGCCCCGGGAUGGGCAUGGCGAGCCACGACUCCGUGAAGCUGAUCAAGUUCGCGGACGACACCACCCUCAUUGGACUCAUCUCCAACAACGAUGAGUCCGCCUACAGGAGGGAGGUGGUCCGGCUGGUGUCCUGGUGCAGUGGUAACAACCUGGAGCUGAACGCCCAGAAGACAGUGGAGAUGAUUGUGGACUUCAGGAAGAGCACUGUCCCCCCGCCCCCACCCUCCGUGAUGGACUCCCCCAUCACCUCUGUGGAGUCCUUCCGUUUCCUGGGCACCACCAUCACCCAGGACCUCAAGUGGGAGCCGACCAUCAGCUCCCUCAUCAAGAAGGCCCAGCAGAGGAUGUACUUCCUGCGGCAGCUCAGGAAAGCCAAGCUGCCUGCACAGAUGUUGGUGCAGUUCUACACGGCCAUCAUCGAGUCCAUCCUCACCUCCUCCAUCACCGUGUGGUUCGCUGGAGCCACAGUCAGGGACAAACAGAGACUACAGCGCAUUGUGCGCUCUGCAGAGGAAGUGAUCGGCCGCAGCCUUCCAUCGCUGCAGGACCUUGCUGCUGCCAUCCACAACGCCUCCUUAGGGUUGGAUGCAGUGGGCGACAGAGAUGUGUUUUUGCAUAUUUCUCCAUCUGAGGUUGAUGUUUCCAAUGAACCAAUGAACAUCUUAGUGUGGUGCGGGUGCGGAGCUGGCUGUGCCCGGGCAGAUAAAGCUGAGGGCCAGGUCUGCACCACAAACAGGACAAGAGUGUCUCAAAGUGUGGGGUACGGACCAGUCGAGGAGGAGGUUGAGGUGGUGGCCUGCUGGAAUUUGUGUAUGCAGCAGUUUUAG
Knipowitschia caucasica is the source of this 993-nucleotide messenger RNA. The record is from the annotation of a GenBank genome assembly. NCBI's taxonomy places the organism in Eukaryota, Metazoa, Chordata, Actinopteri, Gobiiformes, Gobiidae.